Puccinia triticina is the source of this 882-nucleotide messenger RNA. RefSeq lists its product as uncharacterized. The transcript has 2 exons. Bases 1 to 882 code for a protein of 293 amino acids. The record is from RefSeq and is a predicted model, not a curated record. NCBI's taxonomy places the organism in Eukaryota, Fungi, Basidiomycota, Pucciniomycetes, Pucciniales, Pucciniaceae.
AUGGCUAUCUGGUUCCUUUACGGUGUCGGCGGCUGGUGGCACUGCUUCAAUAACCCUUACGCGUUCAAGCAAACCAAUGUUUUCUCGAUUAUCUCCGUAGCGCACGCCAGGCACGAGUAUCUGUACGCCAAAGGCCACAACUCUUUGCGCCGCCCGGAAGAAACCCCUUGGUACAAGACGGACAGCUUUAUUCGAUGGGUUCUGCGCAAAGCAAAGGUCAACGAGGAAGAUGUCGCCAAAAUCAACUGGAAGACGGCGCCUCUAGUGUUCCAGGAGCACGUCACCAAUAAGAACAUCGCACGUUUUGCGCUUGAAGAUCUCCUCGCAGAAUGCGCAGUGGUCGGACCAAGCCUUGGUUUGGACGGGAAACCUGCCUUGCCUGUUGAACUCGCACCCGCUAAGGAAGAAGCUGCCGCCGACUUGAUGAAACGUCUCACCUCCGCCUGGGCCCCUCAUGUGAUCGCCGACUACAGCAGGAGAAUCGAACACGUCAUAGCGUCCCGUCCGAGGAAUGCUAUUGAAGGCGUCCAGGCUCUACAGAUCACGGCCGGUCCUUCUCAGACUCGUCGCGCAAUUGGUGCUCCCCCUGCUCAACCUCAACCAUCCACACCUGCAGCCUCCAGCCAAGCUCAGAGGACCUCCACCCCUCCUGAAGCCAGCGACGUUGACGCAUCCCAGGCGGCUGGACCAGCCAUUUCGACUCCUCCGCCUACGACAUUUGAUCGUGAUAUCACGAUCAACGGGUGUCUGGGAGAAGGAGGCGUGUGGUUCUCCACGCCGCCAGCCGGUCGUGAUAUCACGAUCGAGACGCGUUUGAACAAGUGGAUCUUCCGCAGUCGGAGCGCGGCGCAGUCUGACAUUCGUCUCCCAGACGUCAACUGA